UUAUUAUAACGAUUAACGAACCCGUUUAAUUUUAAUAUAAAUUUCGAAAUGUGUAAUUAAUUUAUGUUAUUUUACUGGUCUAAUCUACUUUUUAUUAUCAAAUACCAUUUAUAAAUUCUUAUAAUAUUAUAAUCGUUAUUAUUAAUUAAUACUUAAAAGUUGUAAUGGAGUUUACUACUACAAUUUCAAAUAUGCAUCAAGAGAAUUUUUCAUUUCAAAAUCAAGUAAAUGGGAACAAUAUUUCUCUAUUUGAUAAAAACUUGAAAAGAGUUAAUGAAGACUUAAUAAAAGUAAAUGAAUAUUACUCUUCUAAAAAUGAUCACCUAACUGAAAAUCAUUCUCAAGUCAUAAGAAGCGUAGAAUCAAAUAAAUCACUCAAUGAAACAAUCGAUGAAUCUUAUAAUAAUUUAUAUGAUGGUUUGUAUAAAAUUAAAAUGAAUGAAAUUGAAGCAAAUAGAAAAAUCGAUGUACGGAAAGAAAUGAACAAAAAAGUUAAUUCUUUGAAACAGACAAAACAAAAACUUUUUAAAACACAAACAAAUACUAUUGAUGAAGAAUCUAAGCGUACCAUUCGUGAGGGACUGCUUAUUGACAAAAAUUAUAAUAAUAAACUGCUGGACAGCAAUAAUGAUCAAUUUCAUAAUAGAUUACUCGAAGAUAAAAAUAAAUUUAAUAAAAUGAAAUUCGCCUUGGCUCUUAAUAAUGUAUCAAGUUCAUUAUGUGACAUAAAAAAGUUACUAAAUGAAACACCACAAUUAUUUAGUAGUCACGGAGACAGAUAUAAGCUUUUUGAAAUCUCUUUAAAUGAUUUAAAAACGAAGUCUUCAAAUAUUAAUGAACAAGAUAUCUUAGCUAUCAAUCAACUUCAACAAAAUAUUAAAAUAUUAUAUGAACAGCUACUAGAAAUACAAGUUAAAUAUAAGAUACAUGUUUCAUCUAAAAUUAAUGAUCAUAAAAAUGAAGAGAAUAAUAUAUCAACUGAAAAUAUACUUAAAAGCAAAGAAAAUAGUUUUCAUAAUCAGGUAAAAGAAAAAAAUGUUCUUGAAACAAAAAAUAAAUGUGAUGAAGCUAAAAGUGACUUACAAAAUUUUUCAUUUAAAAGAAAUGAAAACCUCGUUAAGUCUGACGAAUUCUUUACAUUUAAAUUUAACACCAAUAAACAAGUUAAUGAUAAUAAUACUUCAAAUUUUUCUUUUAAAAUUAACAAAGAUUCAAAACCUGAAACUACUAUGAACAAUUGUACUUAUAAUUUUAAAGAUGAAUACAAACAAUUUUUAGAAAAUCAUCUAACUAUUCAGGAAUAUUUGAAAAAAAUUGAAAAUGGUUAUUCUUCUUUUCUUUGUGAUGACAACUUUAAACCUUUAAGACAGGAAUUAAUAAAAUCAAUUAAUACACCAGUUAAUAGUAUAUCUUCAGUUUCUCCAUGGCAUAUGAAAGAUAAAUUUGAGAAACUUGAUGCAUUACUGAAGUGUAAAACAGUGAAAACUGGAAAUUCUACUGUAACAGCAAAUGGUCAUCCAGAAGCAUUAAUAUUUUGUAAAGAUACAUUAGCUAAAAAAAUAAUAAACAUUGGAGAGCAAGUGGUUAGUGUAAAGACAGAAACUGGUUUUGAAGUUGCUUCAAUUGUUACAGAGCUUUGGAAAACUCAUCCAGAUUUUGGUAUUUUGCUAUAUGCAAGAUUUAAGCAAAAAUGUCCAUGUCUUAUCCCAUACAAUGCUGCGAAAACAGAUGAAGAAACUGAUGAGGAAUAUUAUAAAUCGUUAUGUUAUAACUAUACAAAUGGAGUUGUUGAGAAACAGGAUAAGUAUGUAAAAAGAAUGACUGGUAUUGUAAGAUUAUUUGCAGCUAUCAUAGUAACUGAAUCUAAGAGCGGUAAAGCUUUAGGCAUUGGUCAAGCCUGGAUGCUGAUUGCAGCAACUGUAAAUUUAGUUCCCCAAUUAGAUGUAACAGCCAUUUUUUUACAUGAAAUUUUGAUAAUUACUGGUCAUGAACUUAAACAAACUUAUGGAAGACAAUUUAUUAAAAUGUUGGAGUACAUAAAUACCAAUUAUAUGAAAAAGAUUGAUGAAGUUACACCAAUUGGUUGUGGAGGACCAGUACAAAGAUUAAAAACAUUUAUCAGUAAGUUUAUUCAAGUUGGUUAUAUUGAAAAACCUAAAGGUAUAAUACCUUAUAAUUUUUGGUAAAUGACUGUAACAUAAUUUUUAUGCAUAACCAUAUUUUAAAUGUUUUUUUUUUUUUUUUAUGAAAUUAAAAAUAAUUUGAUUCAAAUGUAUGUAAAAUCAUAAACAAAUUAUUCAAAAUUUUAAUAAAGUAUACAGUUUUCAUAAAACUCUAAACCUUUAA
This is a messenger RNA of Aphis gossypii (cotton aphid), 2346 nucleotides long. Its product is annotated as mRNA export factor Gle1-like. Bases 165 to 2186 code for a protein of 673 amino acids. The transcript has 2 exons. The record is from RefSeq and is a predicted model, not a curated record. Gene Ontology annotation, molecular function: phospholipid binding; translation initiation factor binding; inositol hexakisphosphate binding. Gene Ontology annotation, biological process: regulation of translational termination; poly(A)+ mRNA export from nucleus; regulation of translational initiation. Gene Ontology annotation, cellular component: cytoplasm; nuclear pore; nuclear pore cytoplasmic filaments. NCBI's taxonomy places the organism in Eukaryota, Metazoa, Arthropoda, Insecta, Hemiptera, Aphididae.